AUGGACGACCCACCUGAGCCGCAGCUUCUAAAGGAGGCUGAUAACCUUAAAAGAAGACUUGAAGAGGAAAAAACAAAAUUAAAUGAUGGUGAAAUUACUUUCAUGAGUGAGCAUUUUGAUAUCAUUCCAGCCGUAAACAUCAAAGUGCGGCGUGUUUUAAAAGGUCACCAAGGCAAAGUACUUAGCCUUGCCUGGUCCUUAGACAAACGUCAUGUUGUCAGUUCAUCUCAGGAUGGCAAACUUUUUGUCUGGGAUGCAUUUACGCCGUCGAAGGUAUUACGAUACUUAAAAGUGAUUUUAGGAACUUUGCAUAUCAAUGCCCACAACGUGGGUCAUGGCAUAGGUCUAGAUAACAAAUGCACAAUAUACCCGUUAUUGUCUGAGGAAGAUCCCACUCUUAAAAAGAGGCUCGUCGCUACGCACAGCUCCUAUCUUUCUUGUUGUUUAUUCAAUUUGUCUGAUCAUCAAUUGUUGACUGGAAGUGGCGAUAGCUCCUGCAUUCUGUGGGACGUCGAAUCGGCACAAAUGAUUCAGAGUUUCCAUGGUCACUCGGGUGAUGUUAUGUGCAUCGAUGGGUCGCCUUCAGAGUGUGGAAAGGUCUUUAUUUCUGGAAGUUGUGACCGUUGUGCCAACGUCUGGGACAUGCGCAGUGGCCAGUGUGUCCAGGUUUUUCAGGGCCAUGAAUCAGAUAUUAAUUCUGUUAGAUUCUUUCCAAGUGGGGAUGCCUUUGCAACUGCUUCUGAUGAUGCAACUAUCCGGUUAUUUGAUCUUCGGACGGACCGUGAGCUCUGUGUUUACAAGAAAGACAGCGUCAUUUUCGGGUGUAACGCAGUUGACUUUUCAUUGAGUGGUCGACUGAUAUUCGGCGGCUACAACGACCAUUCUCUCAAUGUUUGGGAUGCUUUAAAAGUAAGAAGGGUCUCCAUCCUCUACGGUCACGAAAAUCGUGUUUCGUCACUUCGUACUAGCCCUGAUGGCAAUGCUAUCUGCACUGGAAGCUGGGACAGCACGUUGCGCGUGCUGGGAAAAAGCACCAAUGGGCGAUUUGCCAUCAGAGCCCCGGGAUAA
Molecule: messenger RNA, 1068 nt
Organism: Echinococcus granulosus
Lineage: Eukaryota; Metazoa; Platyhelminthes; Cestoda; Cyclophyllidea; Taeniidae
Product: Guanine nucleotide-binding protein subunit beta-2
Exons: 7
Coding region: 1-1068 (355 amino acids)
Biological process (GO): G protein-coupled receptor signaling pathway; G protein-coupled dopamine receptor signaling pathway
Cellular component (GO): heterotrimeric G-protein complex; cytoplasm
Molecular function (GO): protein binding; signaling receptor complex adaptor activity
Source: RefSeq, a predicted model, not a curated record